UAUGGGUGUGACAGGGAAUAUCUGCUCUUUAAUCCUAUUGGAUGACUGACUCAAACAAACUCCGCAUCUCAUUACUCCCUCCUCUUUCCCCACCCUCGAAUUCCUGUCUGUCUGGAUGUGGGUAUUGAGCGUUUGCGGGGAAAAAUAGCCAAUUAAACGGAACAUUUGAGGAGGAUAAACAAAGACAUUAUCGGGGGACAAUUUCAAAACAUUUUUAUAUUUAUAUCCAGAGGAAAAUACUCAAGUGGAAUCUGUUUACGCCUUGGAUCGUGACCGUGGAAUUAGAAAACCUAGCCUGCUUGCUAACUAAAGAUACUCACAAGUAGCUAUUUUGACAAACUUUUUCGCAGACGUUCGAAAAAGUAACAGCUCUAGGUUUGAUUUGAACGGUCAGCGGACUGUCAGGAGUCGAAUUAUUCUUGCUCGUACUUUGAUUGAUACUGUACAACAACAGAAAGCUGCUUUUGUUGACCGCACACAUUUUUGUCUCAUAUCACGUCUUGGAGCAUGGAAAUAUUAGACAGCGGUGAGCCAUUUUUACACUGGGAACGAAAUCUGAGCGAAUUGUCUGAGCCCGGAGAAAACGACAAUGUUGUGUACAACACACACUUCACAGACCUCUUGGAGGACCUGUCCCAGGAGGCUUUGCUGGGCCAGCUGCUGAGCGACCCCUUCCUGUCGGGGCGGGGCGAGGCCAUGGACACGGAGGAGGAGCUGACCCCCACCUCCCCGGUGCCCCCCCACAUCCAGGCGGAGCACAGUUACUCCCUUAGCGGGGACUCCCGCCCCCAGUCCCCCCUCUCACACCUGCCCGGGGAACGAGAGAGCGAUGCAGGCGAGUCGGAUGGGGAGGACUGGCUCAUGGAGCCAGAGGAGAAGAGCAUGAAGAUGGACCCUCUGCUCUGCGACCCGCCAUCCCUGCUGCCCGCGCUGUCCCUCAGCCUGGCCCCUGAGGGCCCCGCGACCCAGCCCGCGGCCCCCCAGGCCCUGGCCAUCCCCGUCCUGAUCUCCCAGCCCCCACAAGUCAAGAUCAUCAAGGUUAAGGAGGACAGCGAGAGCUUCAGUCCCAAAAUCAAGCUGGAACCCCAUGAGGUGGAUCAGUUCCUCAACCUGUCCCCCAGAGGCCUGGAGUCCCUGCAGCUCCCUCCCACACCCCCCAGCUCUCAUGGCAGCGAUUCGGAGGGCAGCCAGAGCCCCACCCGGCCGUGCGAGCCCCCCAGCCCCACCCAGGCGCAGUCACAGGCCGUCCUGAAGGUGGCGCCCCGCGCCCCCUCCUCCCUCUCCAACUCCCCCCUGCUCACCGCCCCCCAUAAACUGCAGGGCUCAGGACCCCUCCUGCUGACCGAGGAGGAGAAGCGGACGCUCAUCGCUGAGGGGUACCCCGUCCCGACCAAGCUGCCCCUCUCCAAGGCUGAGGAGAAGGCCCUGAAGAAGAUCCGCAGGAAGAUCAAGAACAAGAUCUCUGCCCAGGAAAGCCGAAGGAAGAAGAAGGAGUACAUGGAUACCCUGGAGAAAAAGGUGGAGACAUGCUCCAAUGAGAACAACGAGUUGCGCAGGAAAGUGGAGACUCUGGAGUGCACCAACAAGUCGCUCCUGCAGCAGCUGCAUUCUCUGCAGGCGGUGGUGGCGGGGAAGGUCCCUCGGUCCUGUCGGGUGACGGGCACGCAGACCUCCACCUGCCUCAUGGUGGUGGUGCUGUGCUUCGCCAUGUUCCUGGGCAGUUUCUACCAGGGCCUGGGGCCCUGCUCCUCCCUCACUAAAACAGGCCUGUCCAAAGAGCCCAGGAUGGAGGAGUCCUACACAGCAACCGUGAAGUCCAGGAGUCUGCUGGGGUACGAGGAGCACAGCGGCCUGGAGGAGGCGCACCCCUCCGGGCUGGGAGGGGAGUACCCGGAGGCGUGGGACAGACAGAUGGACGCCAUGGCGACCUGGCGCUCCCUGCAGGAGCAGCGGCAGGAGCAGCAGGAGCAGGCCGAGAGGCUCAGGGCGGAGUCCCAGCCGCCGUUCACCCACAGCAACGAAUCACACGUGCAGAAACCAAUACUCAUAGACCUGCACCCGCACAGAUCACUGGAGCUCCGGAGUAAUGAAAGCACCAAAGUGGUAGAACUGGAGAGGACAGUGAACGAGACGUUCUGAGGUCUGAACCCCCUCCUACCCGCUUCCCCCCUCCACAGUGUCAGAGGCUUGAAAACGCACCCUUUGUAUUUAUAUAUUCUGUUUAAAUAUUGUUUUACAUAUGUAGUUUGUUUUUUUAUGUAUUUCUAUUCCAUUCCAACAUUAUUCGGUAGUCUUUGUUAAUAUUUUAUUUUGUUAAUAUUUCUGUUUUUAUUUUUUUUCCAUUUCUAAAUGUAUUAUAUAUAUUCUUUACUUUCUUCCACCCGUACCUUCUUAUUUGCAGGAGGCUUGGAAGCCUUUUCAGUCGGAAAUAAUAUUGUUAACCCUGGCCGCGUGGAUUUUUAAAAGCCAUUCAAAUUCAUGUCCAAAUAACGAUUUGAAUGCAGGUGUCUACAAUAUGGGUUUUAAAGAAAACCAAAGAGUCACACAGGAGUCAGGUGAUAUAUCACAAAGGUAUUCUGUUCAACAGAUUUUGGAUGUCAUUAAGUGUAUACAGGACUGGGAUAAAAAGUUGGUUGUCCUCCACAUGUGCUACUGAACAGCCGGUCUACAGGGACUGGGGAGAGAUAAACAUAAUCUCCCAGGCAGGAUGACAUGCUUAUGUGGACAUCAACCUUGCCUUUUAAAGUUCACCUAGAUUUAUUCUUCUCUAGUGAACUUGUGGGGCAUAGGAGACAAGAGUCUGAUUUGGUAUAUGGGAUAUUCAAAGCGGCUAAAUCUAAUUGUGGCCCUGUGACAUCAUGCUAGCACUAUACUUGGAAUGAAAAAUCUCAUUCUUUCCCUGUAGUGCCAGGCUUGGUCUCUUCUUGGAAUAAGAAAAUGUAAUCCUAUUUCUGCAUCCCUGUACACUUGUUCUAUGCAUAUAAUGAAAAAGAAAGAAAAAAGAAUCUCAGUUGCAUUUUCUAGAACUAUUAAGUACAUGAGGCUUAGAGGUUGUAUCAAGUGCCAUAUAUUUUAGUGCACUUUUAGAUUUUUGGGGAGGAUGGGGGCAAGGGGGUAGACCUGGCUUGUAUUCUACGGCAGUGUUAAAAUGGACCGGAAGUAGGAAUUGCCCUGACUGUGCCCCCAUUGGCUGCCUUCAGUUUCCAUGUCUGAACUGUAAUGCAGUAGUGGAAAGAAGUCACUGCUGUUUUGACUGGAAUACGUGUCUGUAAAGCCCUGCUCUAUUUCUGCAGAAUUCCCAGUGAAGCCACUUUCUUGGUUUCUUACUAAUUUGUGGUUUUUACAUCAUGGAUUAAACCUACUUCUAGAAAAUAAAACAAACAACAACACAUCUGCUGUGAGCGAACAUGCACUGUGUCCAAAGAAUGAAUCUUAUUUAUUUAUUAAAUGUAGCAUUGUAUUAAUUUUCAGCACCAACAGCAGCAUUUUGAUUUGUCAUAUCACGUCUGGCUAUAACCCAGAAAUACAUUUUUAAUGUGCUCUUAAAAAUAAUGGCAAAUAAAUUUGUCGAUGGUAAUGGGCCGUACAUUUUUACACUGUUUCAACAGUCAUGCAGACUGCCUGCGUGUGGUUUCCCAGCUCUUUAUCGGGCUGGUGGCCCUGUCUGCAAUGGUCUUGUCAUUGAGAUUAAUGUCAUAUGCUUUUGGUUGUAAAAAUGCUUUACUGUCUUGUUCACAGUUCAAACAGGGGAAAUAUGUUCCUGCUCUUUUUUUCUUUUUUUUCCAAAUCAAAUAAAUAUUUUCCUUAGUAAAAGCA
Molecule: messenger RNA, 3816 nt
Organism: Conger conger (European conger)
Lineage: Eukaryota; Metazoa; Chordata; Actinopteri; Anguilliformes; Congridae
Gene: creb3l2
Product: cAMP responsive element binding protein 3-like 2
Exons: 12
Coding region: 508-2139 (543 amino acids)
Biological process (GO): regulation of transcription by RNA polymerase II
Molecular function (GO): DNA-binding transcription factor activity, RNA polymerase II-specific; cAMP response element binding
Source: RefSeq, a predicted model, not a curated record